Bolinopsis microptera is the source of this 1608-nucleotide messenger RNA. RefSeq names its product galactosylceramide sulfotransferase-like. Bases 68 to 1363 code for a protein of 431 amino acids. Gene Ontology annotation, cellular component: membrane. Gene Ontology annotation, biological process: glycolipid biosynthetic process. Gene Ontology annotation, molecular function: galactosylceramide sulfotransferase activity. The transcript has 4 exons. The record is from RefSeq and is a predicted model, not a curated record. Lineage: Eukaryota; Metazoa; Ctenophora; Tentaculata; Lobata; Bolinopsidae.
GGUACCUUCACUGAACUCUGGUUUAAAACUUGGCGUGUGCAUAUUGGUUACAUGUUUGGUUUUCUUGAUGUUUGAACUAGCAAACGACAAAGGAAAAAGGGUGGAGAUUUCUGACAUAGGCUCCUAUAUGGUCAAUUCGCCGAUAAUAAAUAUUUCUGUCAGUGAGGGUGUAGUUUCAGACACAUCAGAGAACGUGAUUUCAACAUUAACAAAUUCAGAUCAACUGUUCGAGUCAAAAGAUAUAAAGCCAAGUUUAAGUCAUUCGGAACAGAUAUCAAUUAAAAAUAACUUGAUGUUUAUAAAGACCCACAAGUGUGGAACUUCCACCGUAACUGAUGUUUUUUAUCUUCGUGGAGUCAGAAAAAGGCUCAACUUUGUGUUGGUUCCUUAUAAAACUGACAUAAACACCGUUGUAGAUUACCGGCACCUGCUACCUCCAAGACCUGGAUCAGUGUACAACAUGCAGUGUGUACACGGAAUUUUCCAACCAGACGCUGAACACACGAUAAUGCCCAAAGAAACCUCUCUUUACUCUACUAUUGUCAGAUCUCCAGUGUCCCAGUUUAAGUCUGCUUUUAGCUUUUUUAGGAACGAGGACAAAAUGCGAAUGAAGUACGGUGACCUAUCAAUAGACGCGUUGAUUGGACACUACUUGGACAAAAUAUCCGAACCUACAGAAUACACUGCCCCUGUUAUAAGCGGGUGUAUCAACAGUGUGGCUAAAGACUUGGGAUGGGACGCUUUUAAGCGCAGAAUGUUGGAAUCAACACUUCAAGAGAAGAUAAACGCCUUUAUAGAACAUCUGGACCAAGAGAUGGACUUUGUUAUGAUAACCGACAGAAUGGACGAAAGUCUUAUCAUUCUUAAAGAAUAUCUUGGCUGGAAUAUGACUGACAUUUUGUAUCUAAAUCGUAAUGUCAGUUCAAAGCCAAAAGUGACACUGUCAGAGGAAACUAAAGCCAGAAUAUUGAAAUAUCAAGUUAUAGAUGCUCAAAUAUUUGAUCAUUUUAACAAAUCAUUCGAGCUGCACCUCCAUAGGGUAGGCAGAGAAAAAGUAGCAUCUCAAGUCAAUGAGUUUGUAAAGAUGAGGGAAUCUUUUGAAAACAAAUGUUUAAACAAAGAUAAGAAUAUUAAUAAUCCCAAUGCAUCACUCAGAUGGGAGAUAACAGAGUACGGUAGUAACAUAAAUGUGGCCUGCACAUUUUUACAGAAUAAACCUUUAGUAAUGACUAAAAUCAUUACACAGCUUCAGCUUUCCCAAGACUAUACCAUUCCUAUCAAAGGACAAGAAGAGCCUUUCUUGAUGCGAGAUAUCGUUUCUAAAAUCCAACAGGACUAUGAUAAUAAUGAGGAUCUAGUGUGAUCGAUCUGGUGAAAUUAAGACAGUUUUGAAACACUGAGACAGUCUGAGUUCUUUAGCUUUGAUCAGUAUCUGAUGGACGGUGCUAAAGCUUCCAAAUGAUACUUUGACAUGACAGCUUUAUGUUUUUCAGCAGCUUUAUUUCCAAUUCGAGCAGCUUCGAAGCGUGGCUUCUCUGCCAAUAUAGUAUAUUUUUUAUUUAUUUAUGAUAGUGUGAUGUUUAAGUUGCAACUCAAAUUUAUAAUUCU